AGCGAGAGAAAGGAGUUUUGACUAGGAGAGAGAGAGAGAGAGAGAGAGAGAGAGAGAGAGAGAGAGAGAGAGAGAGAGAGAGAGAGAGAGAGAGAGAGAGAGAGAGAGAGAGAGAGAAAAGAGGGUUGACAAGACAAGAGAGAGAGAGAGAGAGAGAGAGAGAGAGAGAGAGAGAGAGAGAGAGAGAGAGAGAGAGAGAGAGAGAGAGAGAGAGAGAGAGAGAGAGAGGAGAGAGAGAGAGAGAUACAAGAAGGGUGUUGUACCCUCUACAGUAGGAUCCACAAUUGUAGAACACCUAAC
Messenger RNA from Closterium sp. NIES-67, 300 nucleotides. The record is from the annotation of a GenBank genome assembly. NCBI's taxonomy places the organism in Eukaryota, Viridiplantae, Streptophyta, Zygnematophyceae, Desmidiales, Closteriaceae.